Molecule: messenger RNA, 1452 nt
Organism: Giardia duodenalis
Lineage: Eukaryota; Fornicata; Diplomonadida; Hexamitidae
Product: RNA polymerase III transcription factor subunit
Exons: 1
Coding region: 1-1452 (483 amino acids)
Biological process (GO): transcription initiation at RNA polymerase III promoter
Cellular component (GO): transcription factor TFIIIC complex
Source: RefSeq, a predicted model, not a curated record
AUGAAUGUUAUUAUCUUACCGUUCAGAGUGGACUCUCCUUCUGUAGCCCUGCGGCAUUUUGCUGCCCCGGAGCUUCUCCGCAUGCACCUCUCACAGUGCACCUCCUCAUCCUCUAUUCACAAUAUGCCGCCAAUCACCCUCGGCAAACUUGCUACUAUAAAGCCAAUGUUACUUCCCAACAGUCCAGAAAGGACAGAACACAUAGUAUCCUAUGCACAAGUAAGGACAGUGUAUCGUUCUACAGACACAGGCGAAGAGUCUACCGUCUAUUCCUGGAAGUAUAAGGUGUGGGGCCAAGUGAAGAGAAACAUUAGCUACCUUUCUUCCCCUUCUCUUGCAUUCCCAGCAGAAGCAAUCAUUCCCCUACCAUCAUUGUUGGAGCAGACAACACUCUACCCUACUCCAAGGCUCCAUCGAGUCUAUCUAACUUUCACCCCAAAGUCACACGGAAACUUCGACUGGAUGAUAGACUACGAUACCCCCAUGUGUCUCCAGUCUUUACCUCAGAGUGUUCUCACCCAGAGUUCCCUGGCCAUGCUUAUGGAGGUACUCUUUGCAGUUCGUCCAAUCUGGACUAUAGACAUGUUAUAUAGAUUGUUUCAAAGAGAAGCGGUAUUUACCUUACGGUUUGCAACUUCAAUAGCCGAUGGUCUCAGGCGCGCUGCACAGUAUCUCAAUCAAUUGGAGAGUAUCACCUCGGACAUCUUUCAUGUAGAGAGAACAGCAGCACAAAUAUCGGACGGGAGCUCUUAUAGAGUUACACUCCGAUCCGCUACAAGGUUCCAGUGUAUCACUGCAGUACAGCAAGUGGCCUAUACCUACACGAACGGACCAUGGAGAUACGUGUGGAUACGCCGAGGAUUGGAUAUACGGCUUCAUCCCCACCUGGGACUACAAGCUAAAAGUGUCGACGUACGCUUUCGUGGUGAGCUUCUAGAACAACUGAAGAGCAUAAUUAAGACAAAGAGUGGCAACGACUAUGAGGCGUUUGUGGCCAGCCUUCCACAAUACCUUCUUGGACCUUUUGAAGCAAUCUUCAAACCAGGGCCGUCGCUUCUUCAAAACUACAACAGAUGCAUAUGCGACCUCCCUCAAGAAAUGGUCAGCUGGGACGGUGAAAUUCUUGCGGAAGUGUGCACUAAGCAAAGCGGAUUUUGCACACAGCAAUACCUAGACCAUGUACGCUCUCAGCUUCUCAAUUAUAUCAAUUCUGUGGUCAACGAAAUAGCGACCGUCUAUAGUCCAGCUUUUGGACGAGUGAUUGACGGCGCCAACACCAGACCUGAACCAAAGUUCUUAGAAUUGAACCAGACAGGGCUUGUUAGCUCAGAGUUGGUAGAUGCUCUCAAAUGUGACGGUGUUCCUCAUUUUGAUUGUACGGUAAUACAAUUGGAACCGUUGAAAAAUAAAAGACAGACUACAAUCCAUUCAACUUCUGAACCAGAUAAUUGA